AUAUUAAUUAAAAUGGAAGCCCAAGAACCUGUUGAAGCUGACACUAAGGAAUCACAAAUUGUAAAGAAAAGAGAAGCCAAAUUAGUACAGAAAAUGGAAGAGAUUAAAGAAAUGAACCAGAGAACUACAAACACAAUUAUUAAACCUACCUCUACUGUGAAAUCUAAUGUCAUUAAGGAAGGAGAUAGAGUUCUACUUGUGAGCAAUUCUGGCAAGAGUUUGAUAGCCAAGAUGAAACCUUCUAAGAAGUACAAAAUUGGCAACUUCUUUGUCAUGGGGGAGGAAAUUAUUGGCUGUACUUAUGGCACUAUUUUGGAGAACAAGAAUAAGCAAACUAUAAUUAAAGAAGAUAUCUACACUCUUGACCAAGACAUUCACUCCCUUGAAGUCAACACUGAGAUAAAUAAUGAUAAUAGAGAGAUCUACGCUGUGAACGAGAACCAGAAAUUGUCAUACGAAGAGAUUGAAUACAGAAAAAGUAUCGGGAUCCGUGGACAAGAGCUAAUAGACGAUAUUGUUCAAAACUCUGAGACCUUUAAUAAAAGGACUAAAUUCAGCCAGGAGAAGUAUCUUAAGAGGUUGAAGAAGAAACAUCUUAACUAUGUUGAGCUCAGGUAUCCAUCCCUGCAUCAUAUCUGUGAUUUUGUGUAUGACAAUGUUGAUAACAAAUCACUUAAGCUAAGACAUGAUGCAUUAGGCUAUAUCUUGAACAGCACAAAUCUUUCAUGAAAGUCUACUUCUUUGGUGAUAGAGAAUACUAAAGGAGUAGUCACAGCAGGAGUUGUUGAGAGAAUGAACGAGCAAGGGAUUAUUUAUAAGCUCUCCCUGCCUGAUGGGGAAAGUAAUAACGUUAAUGGCGAAAUCAUGCAUAUGAACAAGCUAUCAAAUGUCGAGGGGGACAACAUCGAGUUCAUUAACUAUAGACAACUGAAGAAAAAGAAUGAAGAAUCAAUAGAAUUAAGAAAGAAGCUCCAAGCUUCUUGUUCGAGUUGUAUUAUUGUACACGACAAGCAUAGCCCUAAAGAUUUAUUCUCCAUUGCUCAGGAAUUUCUUCAGUAUUCAUGCUAUGUGGCUGUUCAUUCUCAAUUUAUGCAUCCAUUAGCUGAACUAGAGAAGUAUUUAAAUGAUAUGGGUCUUGCUGUGAUGAUUAGACUUGAAGAAUUAUUCACUAGGGAAUACCAAGUCCUUCCUCUCAGGACUCAUCCCCAUAUGGUCACCACUCACAGCAGUGGAUACAUUCUAUCUUUUAUCACAAUUGAAGCAGGAAGAUAAGAAAGAUGGAUUAUGAAA
Molecule: messenger RNA, 1290 nt
Organism: Moneuplotes crassus
Lineage: Eukaryota; Ciliophora; Spirotrichea; Euplotida; Euplotidae
Source: the annotation of a GenBank genome assembly